GCUGUGUUAAUCGGAUUCAGUGGGCGGCGGCGCCCCAAAUAUGCUGAUUAAAGGCGGAACUUGAAUGUGACGAUCUGAGAUAAACCGGUGCAGGAUUACUCUGAUAGUUUCCCCUGUAGGCUGUUCACUCCUGCAUGUGUGCUUUAAUGACGCUGUUUACAGACCUGCUGUCUCGUCUGCUUACUUAGUUAUCUUCUCCAGUCGUUUGCUUUCUAGCUCGACUCUAAUCGGCACUAUUCGGUUUCACAUCGGGUGAUUAAUCAGCACAGAUCUUUCUGUAGAGACGCUUAUUGAGAAGCAGUGGUGGAGCUCCGGAUCUCUCCUGAUGGAUUUACACGCUGUGUGCUGCUCUCUGCUUCUGCUGUCAUGUACAGGAGUAUGUUUUGGCCAAGAGGUGUUAUUACCCGAGAGAAUAAAUAGAGCAGUUGGGGAGAAUGUGGUGAUUACUCCAAUCCGUAUUCCGGAUCCCCCACAUCACAUCAUCAGAUGGAGGUUUAAUGAGAUCUCCAUUCUUUCUGGACCUCCAAGUGGAAUUAUAAUACAGCCACCGUACACUGACAGAGUCAUUCUGGAUCCCACCACUUUAGCUCUGGAGCUCAGGAGCCUGACUGAGAAUGAUACUGGACUAUAUUUUCUGACUAUAGACACUCCUACAAAUCCUUUCACAGGUGUAACCUCACUGCAGGUGUUUGAAAAAAUAUCUGGAGUAGCACUUACUGGACCAACAAAUGAUCUAAUAGAAGGUGUUUCCUCUGCUACAUUAUCCUGUAACGCGAAUGGAACCAUAUACAGUGCUGAAUGGAUGAAAGAUAAUCAGAAACUGUCAGCUAGCGACAGCAUCACAUUCUCGAAUGAUAACAGAUCAGUGAUGAUCAGUCCGGUGAGGAGAACAGACAGUGGUGAAUAUAAAUGUACACUCAGCAACCCCAUCAGCUCUGACACUGCAACAUACAGAAUGAUUGUUAAUUUUGGACCAGAUAAUGUGAUAAUUGAUGGACCAGUUGAAAUGGAGGAAGGAAAUAAAUUGACACUGUCUUGCCGUUCUGAAUCUACACCAAAUGCCUCGUACAAAUGGAUGUUUAAUGGGACUUUACCUGAAGUGAAUACAGCUGUAUUUACUGUGGAGCAGACUACCUUUAUGGACACUGGGAAUUACACCUGCAUGGCCUCCAAUCAUGUAACAAGACGUGAUGCAUCUGGAUCCCAUGUUUUGGUAGUUAAAGAAAAAGGCUCUAUGGGUGGAGGUGGGGAGUCACUGUCUGCAGGAGCCAUAGCUGGGAUUGUUAUUGGAGUUUUAUUGGGUGUUGCUGGAAUUGCUGGUUUGAUUUUCUACUUUGUUAAAGGCAGAAAAUGAUAGAAAGCUCCAGAGGAAACAACAAAAUUGAGCUACAGCUAAUCCUGCCACACAAAUCAUUUAUUCUGAUGUGUGGACCACACUGACCAAGCCUGCCAGUCACCUUCUAAAAAGUAAGCACACAAUUCAGCAAUUCUGCAAGAGACAUUUGUGGACCUGCCAUUGUUGUGGAAGAAAAAAUUACGAGUCCAAGCUCUUGAAGUAACUGAAUGGUUUUGCUGCAGAUUCUGCUUGAAUAGAAGUGGGUAUUGUUGGCUAUUUCAAUGGAACCCUCAGUGUUUAAGGAAUUUAGUAAUUAGAUUUUCUUGCUUUUAAUAUUAGAUGCAAAUGUAUUAAAAUGUACAAUAUCACUUCCGAAUACAAAUUACAACAAAGUACAAUGAGAUUCAGCAUGCAUUUACCCCAUCAAGCAACGAAGUAUGAAGAAAAUUUUAUGAAUAUACACAGUACAAAUGUAAUAGUAGUAGUGCAAUAUUGGAUGCAAUAAUAUAAAUAAUAUACAUUCUGUUCACAUUUUGUUGAGAAAUCAAAUUCUCCAGGCUGUAAUAAAUUAAAUGUAAUACAUGAAUUGAAAUGGCAUGUGUGGCCCCCAGAUAACCUUUGAUUAGAAAUUUAUGUUCAAUAUAACAAAGGGCAUGUUUAAAAAGUGCCAUAAAACAUGCUUGCUGUUUAGCCAUCUUGUAAACUAUUAGAUAUAGACCCUGACUGUGUUUUUUCACCUUUGGACCUGCUUAACUCUGUUACUCAGGGAACUAAAAUGAGGAAGUAAUAAAAGUUAGAAAUUUACUGGAUGUUCAAAUAAAAUAAGUGCAGUGGUUCCCAGCAUGUAACAAAACAAACAAACAAAAAAAACAACAACAAUAAUCUGAAUACUGUACUGUAACUUUCUUUACUAAUAAAAAAUGCUAAUAUUUUUGUUAACCUAUUUUUGUGUUUCAUCUAGGCCUAUGUAAUUUUAUCCAAUAUGGGUGUAUAUAAUUGUUUUAUUUAAAUUUUGACAAUGCUUGGUAGGAAAUCACAUAAAUCAGAUUGUAUGAAUGGCAAAGUUUAGGGUCGCAGCUUUCUUUCAACAUUUGUUUGAACUCCACGGAAUCUCAUGAUAAUUUUUAUUUAUUAUUCUUUUUUUUUUAAAUAAACUCAUACUCCCAGAUCUCUAAUUAGGGUUUAAGAUUACACUUUGGUAUACUUUCAUCUAUGACCUCUAGAAUGACAAAUGUAUACAGUUUACAUUUUUUUUUUAUGAUUUAUUUAGACAUUUCUGCUUUCUUGUCUUAAAAUAACAUAACAUUGUUGUCAUUCAUAAUCUUUUGUUUGCAGUCAUGCUGUCAUAUUAUGUUUAAUGUUCAUCCUUUCUGUCACUGGGUGGCUCUCUUUGGCUCUGGUCUGAUUAUUAAAUUUUCGAGGAAAAAAAUUGUAUUUGUUGGUGUAUUAGAGUCAUGUGUCAUUUUCAGUCCUGCAGAGUGAAGAGCACAAUGUAUUAUUUUGAUCUUGCCCUAAAAUAUUUCUCCAUCUGUUGUGUAAAUCCUUGGAGAAACUUUGAUUGUAAGUUUUAGUGUUCAUCUUUGUAAUUUUAAAUGCUGUGUGCAUGUAUUUAUUUAAUUUUGCUAUUUUUAAGUUUAUCACACAGCAUAUACCCAGUCUCAGAGAUCAGUUAUGUCUUCUGUAAUAAUUUAAUUUAUUUUCGUUACACUUUCAUUUCAGUUUCACAAAAAAUAUAAGGAGAUUAAGAGAAAUUGCAUAAUCCCACUUAAGAAACUAAAGUAAGAUAUCUAUCUUAUAAGAAAGAUAUCUUUCUAUGCGCACUCAAGGACACGUAGACAGAGGACAGAGUGCAUACAUUUUUGAAAAUAUUUCAUAUGAAUUCAAAAUUACACUUAUUUGAAAAUAUAUUUAAGUAACUUGCCAAGGUGCUGUUCUAAUUGCAGGUCAUGCUUUUUUAAGGUCCUAUCAUGUUGGAGGUCUUAGCAUGAUAUGGUACUGAUGAUUGAUACAUUUCCUUAUGUUUAUGAAAUGCAUAAAAUAAUAUUUAGUAUUUUAUAAUCUGCCAUAGAAGAUUAUUCCAUAUAUUCCAGAAGAAAUGCUGGUACGUACAUUGCCAAUUCUAAAUUGCCCCUAGGGUGUGUGUGUGUAUGCGUGCGUGGUCAAUGUUUUCUGGCAUAGGCUCCAGAUCCACCUUGACCAGGAUAAAGUGAAGAUGAAUAAAUUAAUCUCCUGAAUAAGGGUUACUUAAGAACUGGUUAUUUGUUCCUGCUUAUUUGUUGCAUAGUUACCUAUGAGAAUAUGGUCAUGUAUAAAGUCUUAGCAAUAUAGUUUUUUUUCUGAGUGAACAAAUGGAUUCUAAGUGAUCAAAUGGCAAGUCUGAUAGCUUUACAUAAUAUUUAUUAAUUAUGCCUCAACUCAUUUAAAGAAUCCUCUGUCCUGUGUGCGUGGCGUUUCCAUGUUCUCCCUGAGCUUCUGGGGUUUCCUCUGGGUACUCCGGUUUCCGCCCCAGACCAAAGACAUGCGUUGUAGGCUGAUUGAUAUGCCCUGCAAUGGGUUGGCCUGUGAUGUGUCCCAAGUCCCCUGUGACCCUAUGUAGGAUAAGCAGUAUAGAAAAUGGAUGGAUGGAUGGAUGGGUGGAUGUUUAGCAUUCACUAAAACUUCAACUCUCUUUUAUUUGUUUCAUCUCAGUACUCAAAAUUGAAACUUUUAGCAAACUCCAUGACACAGAGCUGAGACAGUUUCAGGAAACCAUUUCAGUAUUUCUAUGUUGAAGUAUUUUAUUUUUCCUGUUGUUUUUUUUUCGGUUUUUUUUUUUUUCCUGUGGACUGGACUGUAAAUGGGUUUUGUGGCAGUUUCAUCUUAACAGGAAUACUCUGAUAAAUUAAUAGUUUCCACAUGUGGUGAUGUUGGUGCAAACAGUGAAUACAUGGGGGUGAGUGAUAAUGGAUAUCUCAUAUAGUUGGCGGUGGCACUCAAACCCAAACAAACUCCUAAACUUGCAUGAACAACACUCAUAAGGUACUGUAACUGGGGUAACUAUGGUUACCUAGUUACAGUGGUACUACUCUUUUUGCACAAGAUAUGUGUUAUUUUGCUGAUAAUAAGAGCUAAUGGUUUUGCGAUAUGAUUUUAACAUAUCAUUUUCUUUUUAGGGUUUGUCACACAUAUUAGCUGUAAUGUUUUAGCUACCAGAAAAGUUCCAUACUUGCAAUGAGAUUUACAACAUCAUUGCAACAUAAUGCGUUCACAAAAAAACACUGUGUACUGUUUUAACUUGCAAGGACCUGUUGCUAAAGUGUUGGUUUUGUAAUCCCUUGUGCAAAAGGAAACCUUUCUCCUUGGAGAUAGUCUUUGCAACUCACAGCUACAGUGACGAAAAUAACAGAACAUUUAAUUGUGCAAAAUUUAAAAUCUCUCCACUUUCCCUCUACACUAAGGUAUGAUUUAAAAAAGAUUUUAGACUUAGCCAAGGAAGACUUUAUAUUUACAAUGCAGACGCAAUUAUUAAAAAUAAUUUACAAGUGAGGCAGUAAUAUAAAAUAGCUGAGCAGCUGAGGGUUAAGAAGGUCAAACAGUGACUCUGGAAUUUGAUUAGAUAGAUAGAUGGAUAGAUAGACCGAUAGAUUGAUGGAUGCGCCUUCUGUGAAAGACUGAAUAAAGUGUGAUGAAGGUUUAAGCUGAGUGAUGCCUGAUGAAUUUAGGGCAGACUAGUAAAGAUAAACUUUCCACUUCGGAUUUCCAGAAUGUGCUUAUGUGGCCAUCACCAUGUAUUAAUACUACCAAGUAUUAAUCUCAAUUUUUCCAAAUAUAUAAAUAAAAAAUUAACCAGGCCCAAAGUCCUAAUAUAUUAUGUCAGAACAUAUUGUGUAAUCUGGGAAUCUACUAACUUCCUGUUAAUUUGUAUACUUAUAAUCCUGAAGAUAUAUUAAGUUGCAUUUUGAGACUCAGAGAGAAGACAUAAAGAUGCAGCUGUAUAUGUAUAUAAAUCUGCUACUGACAGUUACAGGGCUUGUGCAAGUGGUUACUGCAAGUAAGCCACAGUGGGUAAAGAUCUCAGGCCCUGAUGAGGUAGUAGCUGGAGUGAGUGCCCUCUAUGAGUGUUCUGCAGUCUGCAGUCGUACCUGUUAUUAUACCUGGAACGUGAAAGGCCAGUCAUUUCCUGGAAGCAAAUUUACUCUGACUGAAAAUGGCGUAGACACGUCCAUCUCACUAGCAUGCACCGUGACAGAUGAAGACCAUAAGCACUUUGUCAGCGAGAUCAGAUCAGUCACAGUGAUAAAUCCAGUUUCUGUGAAGCCAUCGACUAAUCAAUCAGUACUUAACCAGCAGCCUAAAGUGGGUCGGUCAUUUCGUUUAACAUGUGAUGCAGCCUCCCCACCAGUCACUAUAACCUGGCUUAAGGAUGGUGAACCUCUUACAUUAGACUCCAGGAUGAGCCUAUCCACGGACAAUGGGACUCUGUUUUUUCGCCUACUUGAAGAGUCAGAUAGUGGCCGAUAUCAGUGCAAGGUCCUUAAUGGAAGUUUCAGUGUAAUAAGCAAGGCCUACUGGAUUUAUCUUGGAUAUGUUUUUGUGAGCAUAACUGGGCCAAACCAAGCUGAAUUAGGCAUACAAAGUGAGUACACUUGUUAUGCACAGUGCAGGAUGGAUUGCACUGUGCAGUGGGCCUUGCAUGCAGGCUUUCCAAGGGGAAGACUUAUUGCUGAGGGACCAAAGAUUCUCUGGACUCCCUCUGACAUUGGACAGACGCAGGUCUUCACUUGCAUCACUUUGAACCCGGGAGCAGGCAAUAUUGGGCAGGUCUCCAAAAUUGUGACUGUUGUAGAGGCGCAGCCACGCCCCAUGCCCAGUAAUGCUGUGUCAGCCAAACCCAGUAUAGCCGUGGUGAGCAGUGUGACUCUGCUGAUCCUGGUUUCUGCUUGUGUCUGAUUGUCACCACAGAAGAAUAAGCUCUACACACAGUCCAAGAAUUGCUAUUUCUCUACUAUAGUACUUCCUCUGUGUAGAGUCCAUUGAAUUAAGACUGAAGUCUCCUCAACAUGUCUGUUUUGUCUUACUUUGUACUGACAUAUAUAUUUAAACAUAAAACAGGUAACACAUAUUUUGUGUUGAGCAAGUAGCAUCAUUGAAACUUUCAUUGAAACCUUGCUUCAGUUCAGUUCAAUUUUAUUUGCAUGAUGCUUUAAAAAAUAGAUAUUGUCAGAGAACCUGUAACAGUAGAGUUCGAUACCUAAGGAGUAAAGACAUGACAGUGGAAAAACACUGAGACACUGAGGAAGCACCCUUGAGCAGAACCAAGUUUAAAAUGGAACCUGCCAUCUUCUGAGAGACAAUGGAAUGUGGGAUUAUACUGCAAAUCAUUAUUCUUCUAAAACUGUAUAAUAUAAAGUCAAAUGCUACUAUGUGGAGUGAAAGUCCUGGGAUGAGAACAGGACCGUCUUUAUCAUCACAGCAGCACUUCUUACGUGCAAGUCUAUAUUAUACCGAUGACAUUAUCAUGACAUUUAAGCAUAAACUUGCUUGUGACCUAACCAAUCUUUAUGGACUGGUUAGUUCAUCAUAUGUCUCCCAUUAAUAAAAUCAGUCCAUACUGAGAAAAAAAUUACUCCCACCAUCAGUCAAAAUAGAAAGACAGUUGUACUGAGAAACUGCCACAUUUUGCUAAACAAACUCCAUACAUCUAAACAUAGGGGUAGAGAUCCGGUAAAUGCACAUGAGUGUUACACCCCUAUUAUUUUUCUGUGUUAAGCAUAAGAACCUAUUCAUUUUGGUGUGUCCAUAAAUAAUCAUUCAUGUGCAGUGAGCCAAGAUGGAAGAUGGUUUUAAUCUACAGUGUUUUACAAGUAAAGCAGGAUCAAAUCGAAGCACUAAACUGUUAAAAAGGCUGACAAUGAUACAAGUGCUGCAAAAGCUAGACAUUUCCACCAAAAGAACCAGACACAUGUAAGAAAUAGUUGUAGGCAGAAUAAAGUGAGCCACAACCAAAUAUACAAACACAUAUAUUAAUACACACAAAGCAACACUACAAUCAUGCAAUAGGACAACUAAAAUCCACAUCCUUUAAACAAAAGGGCCAUCAACACACCCAGAUAGACAAACCUGUAUGCACACCUGACACAGUGAAAGGUUUCAGUAUUGAUGUGCACUCGGCAGAACUGGGUCUUCCAACACUGUACCUUGAUCGUUUUAAAAAAUGAAAAUAGAAAAAAUCAAUACAAAUCUAUCUUAACAUAGCCUAUCCUAGCAUAUCUUAACAGCAACAAUCUAAAUGUAAAUAAAAGAUCUAGAAAAUUCUAUACACCUGUACAUAUUUGGUCAAAAACAAUAUUAAAGCUGUGCUGAUUACA
This is a messenger RNA of Ictalurus punctatus (channel catfish), 7683 nucleotides long. RefSeq names its product carcinoembryonic antigen-related cell adhesion molecule 20. Bases 326 to 1354 code for a protein of 342 amino acids. NCBI's taxonomy places the organism in Eukaryota, Metazoa, Chordata, Actinopteri, Siluriformes, Ictaluridae. The record is from RefSeq and is a predicted model, not a curated record. The transcript has 12 exons.